Truncatella angustata is the source of this 480-nucleotide messenger RNA. RefSeq lists its product as uncharacterized. Lineage: Eukaryota; Fungi; Ascomycota; Sordariomycetes; Amphisphaeriales; Sporocadaceae. The coding region runs from base 1 to 480 and encodes 159 amino acids. The record is from RefSeq and is a predicted model, not a curated record. The transcript has a single exon.
AUGGAUCCGCGAGAUCGUAUCUACGGAAUACUAAAUAUCCUAGAUGAUCGACUCGCCUUACGAACUGUACCUGAUUACACACAGACACCGACACAAGUUUUUGAAGACGUUGCAACGCGAUUUAUUCAGUCUUUCAAAAACCUUGACAUUCUCGUUGCGUGCGAAUUUGCGCUCAAUCAUGCUGGACCAUCGUGGAUGCCUGACUGGUCGAAGCCAACGGCUGUAGGGUGCCCCGAGUCAGCAUUCUUUGGGUCGCUUCCGGUACAAAUGUACACCGAAAUCACUGAUAAGGCACUCAGAGCUGUGGGACGGAUAGCCUCAUUGGUAGAGGAUACGGUGGAGGAUAUUUUCGGUAGCUGCAGGUCAUAUACUGACUGGUUACAAGCCAUCAGCAGCGUCAUCCAAAUGGCGUUCGAAAAGCCACACCCCGAUACUGAUAUACUGCUUGAGAGCUGCACUAGAGCUCUUGGUAGCCUAUAG